Penicillium subrubescens is the source of this 888-nucleotide messenger RNA. Its product is annotated as aldo/keto reductase. The record is from RefSeq and is a predicted model, not a curated record. Bases 1 to 888 code for a protein of 295 amino acids. The transcript has 4 exons. Gene Ontology annotation, cellular component: cytoplasm. NCBI's taxonomy places the organism in Eukaryota, Fungi, Ascomycota, Eurotiomycetes, Eurotiales, Aspergillaceae.
AUGAACAUUCCCGUGUCGAUACUCAACUAUCGCAGCAGUCGCAUAAGUGACCACAUCGCUCGAUGUCUGACCUGGAAAGACGAUGUUACGCCCGAUGAGAAAGCUUUCAAAGUUCUCAAGGCUGUUCUCGCCGCGGGCGUCAAUGUCUGGAACGGAGCCGAUGUCUACGGCACACCCGACAACAACUCUCUCCACCUCAUGAACCGCUAUUUCAACAUCUUUCCCGAGGACGCCGACAAGGUUGUUCUUACUAUCAAAAGUGGUAUCAAGGAUAUGCGAAUAUCUACUAUGGACUUCGAUGCACUGGCAGAGCUUGUGAAGGAGGGCAAAAUCGGUGGCACCCAGUUGAGCGAAGUCAGUGCCAAUACUAUUCGGCGCGCCGCAAAAGGUGGCAAAGAUCGAUAUGGUGGAAGCGGAAAUCAGCUUGUGGGCGACAUAUGUCUUCGAGAUGGUGUCGCUGAGACUUGUGCCGAGUUGGGUAUUCCGAUGGUAGCGUAUACUCCUCUUGGUGGUGGUAUGCUCACGGGGCAGAUCAAGAGUCUCGCUGAUAUGCCUGCCAAUGACUACCACCGGUUCUUCCCGCGCUUCCAGCCAGAGAACUUUGAGAUGAACUUGCAGCUAGUCAUAAAGCUAGAGGAGAUGGCUGCGAAGAAGUUGUGUACUACUGCUCAGCUUGCGCUUUCUUGGAUCAAGGCUCAAAGUCGGCGAGAUGGAAUGCCGGUCAUUGUGCCUGUUGCUGGUGCCAGAUCGGAGCAGAGAGUUCUUGAGAAUGUGACGGAUAUUCCGCUGUCUGAAGAGUAUAUGGCUGAGAUCAAGGCUAUUCUGGACAAGUUCGCUGUUGCGGGGGAUCGCUAUCCGCCUGCCGCUGCAAAGCUUACGGAGUACUAA